Molecule: messenger RNA, 1543 nt
Organism: Lycium ferocissimum
Lineage: Eukaryota; Viridiplantae; Streptophyta; Magnoliopsida; Solanales; Solanaceae
Product: WAT1-related protein At1g70260-like
Exons: 7
Coding region: 303-1412 (369 amino acids)
Cellular component (GO): plasma membrane
Molecular function (GO): transmembrane transporter activity
Source: RefSeq, a predicted model, not a curated record
CAUGUGGUCUGUGGAGAGGUUCUAAUUAACGAAACUCCAAUUAAUAUCAUUAAACAAUUAAUGCAUCCCCCUUCCGUGCCAUGCAUGGGUCACUCGAGUUGCUUAUUCACUUUCACGUAGCUUAAUCAUUCCAUGAAAGGUUACUACGUUUUUUUUUUUUUUUUUUUCUCUUUUAUUUCCCGUAUACAGCAAAUUGAAUUGAUGUGCCUCCAGUCUCCAUAAAUAGGGAAGACCGGAUCAUCCGGAGAUAUGGAAAUUGACAGCAAAACACACACACAACAGAUAAAGAGAGAGAAGGAGAGAUGGGUGUGAAGGUUGCCAUAGGAGAAAAAAUGUUGCCAUGCAUAGCCAUGAUCAUAAUUGAAGCUUGCACCAUUUUCUUGACAAUUAUGGCGAGUACCACCAUGUCGAAGCUAGGGAUGAGUUCUUUUGUAUUCGUGGUUUAUACAAAUGCUCUUAGCUUUAUCCUUCUCAUUCCAUACUCCUUCCUUUUCCACAUAAAAGACAAGACGGAGGAACCAUUAUUCACGUUUUCCCUUCUUUCGCGUGCCUUCUUCCUUGGUUUAGUAGGGGUAACAAUAGCUCAGAACCUUGCAUUUGCGGGACUAAGUUAUAGUUCUCCAAUAGUAGCAUGUGGUGCAGCCAACAUGAUACCAGCCUUUUCUUUCAUUAUUGCCAAUAUCCUCAGGAGAAUAAAAAUCAACCGGAAGAGCCAAGGAAGUAUAGUAAGAGUGGUUGGGACCUUAAUAUCAAUAGUUGGGAUAUUAACAAUGACUUUAUAUAAAGGUCCAGUGGUCAAACAAUAUUCUCCAUCUUUCCUUCAUCUUGCCACGUCACCGAAGCUCCUUGUCUUCACUGCAACAAAUGAGAAUUGGGUUCUUGGUUGCUUCUUGUUUUCAUCUGCUUCCUUUGUUCUUGUCAUAUGGAACAUCAUCCAGGCGGGAACUAGCAAGCAGCACCCACAUGUGAUGAAAAUAACUUGUCUUUAUACCUUAUUUGGAACCAUCCAAUCUGCACUACUUGCUCUAUUUAUGGAAAAAGAUCUUAGCGUUUGGAGACUUAAGCUUGACUUUGAACUGCUUGUCAUUGUUUUAACCGCAAUUUUCGGUAGUUUAAUACGUAGCAGCGUCCAGAUGUGGUGCACACGUUUGAAAGGGCCUUCGUAUACUCUCUUUUUCAAGCCUGUGGGAGUUCCAGUUGCCAGCGCUUGUGGUUGUGUACUCUUUGCUGCUACUUUCCACUAUGGAAGCAUGUUGAGUGCAUGCAUAUGUGGACUUGGUUAUUACACUACGCUAUGGGGACAACUCAAAGAAGACGACACAAAGAAAGACAUGAAAAGCAACGUGUCUGUUUCUGAUGAAAAAGUCCCUCUUCUGCAAGAAAAACAAGAAGAAGGAGAUUCACAGGUCUAGGAUAUUAAGAAAAACGAUCAAUCAACUGUAAAUAUGUAUUGGAGGGUGUGUUUUUCAAAACCCUACAUUGCAAGUUGCAUUGAAGUUUUAAAAAUUACUCCUAGAAGCAUCCGGUUACAGAAUAAUGUAAG